Messenger RNA from Vollenhovia emeryi, 841 nucleotides. RefSeq lists its product as uncharacterized. The transcript has 2 exons. The record is from RefSeq and is a predicted model, not a curated record. NCBI's taxonomy places the organism in Eukaryota, Metazoa, Arthropoda, Insecta, Hymenoptera, Formicidae. The coding region runs from base 248 to 841 and encodes 197 amino acids.
AAUUGCACGAUGAAAAAGCAAUCUAAUCUUGAUUAUCUCUAUAUUUAUUCUAUCGCUCAAUACUUGCUGGUUGAAUGGUACUUCCGAUGUAUUUUACAGUGUAAUUCUUGCAAAGUUUCUUAGAGGAUCUACGAAAAGGAAGUAUAAUAAAACUAUUUUCAAAAUUAUUCUGAAAGAUAUUAAAAUGUGUUUGUGUCUUGCGCAAUAAGAUGUAAUUCAAGAACAUAUAGCCGUUUAACCAGAAACGAUGACGAAGACGAUCCAGACAGCGCUGGCACCAUUAUUGAUCAUUGGCUCGAUCUGCAGUUUAGGCUUUCUUGAAUAUCCUGUCGGACAACCUAGGCCAUAUCUCACUUGUCUAUAUUUUUUUACUAAAUGGAGUCUUUUUACGUAUUUCUUUUACUAUCUAGUCUACAAUAGUCAUACUCCAUUCGUAUACAUGUCUUGGCCCAAUGUGAUAAUAAUGACCUCCGCAAUUGUGUCGAUUCUUGUUAGCUUGUUUCGUUUUAAGGAAUUAAAAAUGUGCUUACACAAACUUUCCAUAGUGGACAACACAUUGGAAGUGUUAGGAACGUCAAAGGAGUAUCAACGAUUACGUAAAUGGAUAAUCCAACUGAUACACGGAUGGCUUUCAUUGGCUCUUUUCAUGAACUCAGUGGACAUUUUUUGGUUGAAUUACCAAGAUUUCAGUAUCACUCGUGUCUGUGUUCCAUUUCUGGGAAAUCAUUUACUCCAUGUGAAUACUUUAGGUGCUUUAAUUUGGGGAGUUAUUCUGGGGUCGGUAUAUAUACAUAUAUAUUUCAUAAAACUAUUCCUGUACAAUGUACAUCGAAAUGUUUAG